Messenger RNA from Cryptomeria japonica (Japanese cedar), 1570 nucleotides. Its product is annotated as putative anthocyanidin reductase. Gene Ontology annotation, molecular function: oxidoreductase activity, acting on the CH-OH group of donors, NAD or NADP as acceptor. The coding region runs from base 454 to 1467 and encodes 337 amino acids. The transcript is spliced from 5 exons. The record is from RefSeq and is a predicted model, not a curated record. NCBI's taxonomy places the organism in Eukaryota, Viridiplantae, Streptophyta, Pinopsida, Cupressales, Cupressaceae.
UAAGCUUGGAGUUUUGUUCUUUGGCAAGAUAAGAUUCUUCUUGCCAAAUACUUUAAGGUUCACACAAUUCACAACCACACAAAGAGCUGUUAAGCUUGGAGUUUUGUUCAUUGACAAGAUAAGAUUCUUCUUGCCAAAUACUUUAAGGUUCACAGAUCAGGUUCUCUCAAAUGCAUAUGGAAAGCUUGGCAAUUAAUUUCACAAAAGUUGUGUAGGGUUUGAACAAUCUUUUAGCUAUGGGCUUAGUUUUGCAUCCUCUUCUAUAUGAUGGAAUUGUUUAAUUCAAGCUAAUAGCAAUGCCUUUGGCGAAUAACAGAUUUCCCAAGAAAUGUCAGAGAAAUUAACAUACUUCCCAAGAAAUCUCAAAUUAUUUUUAGUUCCAGUUUAUGGCAGCCCCAGUUUAUCUUACAAUCAUCUAACAUAAAUUACAGAGUUCUAGUUCAAGAAAAAGUAAUGGCGGAAAAGGGUGAGAAGACUGUAAAACGAGUUUGUGUGACUGGAGCAGCAGGUUACAUUGGAUCAUGGCUGGUGAAGAAUCUUCUGGAAAGGGGCUACACAGUGAACGCAACUCUCAGAGAUCCAGGAGACGAGAGGAAAUCUGGAUCUUUGUUAGAUCUGGCAGGAGCAGAGGAUAGGCUUAAGCUCUUCCAAGCUGAUCUGCUGAAAGAGGGAAGCUUUGAUUCUGCAGUGGAAGGUUGUGAAGGAGUUUUUCAUGUAGCUGGUCCUAUGGGUGUUCGAGCUUCAUCGGAAGAUUACAUUGUGCCUGCUGUAAAUGGCGUUCUUAAUGUGAUGAAAGCAUGCACAAGAGCUAAGUCUGUUAGGAGAGUGGUUUUCACUUCAUCUGUUUGUGCUAUUUGUCCAUUGAAUGACAAGGGGGAAUUAGUUUAUUCAUGCAUUGAUGAAUCAUGUUGGAGUCCUCUAAAUUUCCUUAAAUCGCAAUCAAAUGCUUUGUCUUGGUAUAUGACUGCCAAGACAUUAGCAGAACAAGAGGCCUUCAAUUAUGGUGCUGAAAACAAUCUUGAGGUUAUAACAGUACAAUCAGCUUUUGUCAUUGGGCCUUGGAUUACAGCUACACAUGAGUUGACAUCUGUCCAAGUAAUAUCAGCUCUAAUUGGAGACAAUGAUAUAUUCUAUGAAGUACUAAAGUAUAUGCAAUUCACAUUGGGCUCCAUACCAAUAGUUCAUAUAGAGGAUGUAUCCAAUGCCCACAUUUUUUUGAUGGAGCAUCCAAGUGCACAAGGUCGCCAUAUUUGUUCUGUUGAUUCUGCAACUAUCAAGUCUCUCAAAGAUUUGCUUUCCAAACAAUUAAAGAUUUCACUUAAGUUGUAUGAGGAGGACUCCAUUAAUAGAUAUGUACCAUUUUCUUCCAAAAAAUUAUUGGAUAUGGGCUUCUCUUACAAAUAUAGUUUGGAGCAUACUUUUGAAGAAGGUAUAGAAUGUUGUAAGAAGAAUAAGAUUUUGAAUUAAUAAUUUAAGGCAUCUUAAUCUAUUUUCCAAAAUAGAUUUACUUAACCACAAACUUAUGUAUCAUAUACAAAUUCUAAUCAUAUAAACUUUGAAUUUGUAAUUC